GAUAGCGUCCUGUACGCCUUACACUGAGGCAACACACAAUUCCCGUACGUGCCGAAUGAAGUUAGUUAGAUGUAAACAUCUGAUUAGGAACAUUUGACAACCAUAUGAAAUUAGGAAUAUAAAUUUUCAGUUUGAAAAAAUGGCCGUGAUGGAAGGUUCUCUUAGUAAAUGGACAAACGUGAUGAAAGGGUGGCAGUACAGAUGGUUCGUGCUAGACGAAAAUUCCGGAUUACUCUCCUAUUACACUUCCAAAGAGAAGAUGAUGAGGGGCGUGAGAAGAGGAUGCGUUCGGCUGAAAGGUGCGGUGAUUGGUAUUGACGACGAAGACGAAAGUACGUUUACAGUCACCGUAGAUCACAAAACCUUUCACUUUCAAGCACGAGACGCAGAAGAGAGGGAGAAAUGGGUGCGCGCUCUUGAAGACACGAUUCUUAGACACGCAAAUAGGCUAAGAUGGGAUUCAAGCGCCCCGGUACCUUCAGUUAAGGACUUUGACAAUAAAGUCUCAGAGGCCGAUGCGUACCUUCAGUUGAUGAUAGAGCAGACCAGGCUUUUGGAGGACAAAAUCGAUACACUUGCAGACCUUGAAGAAAAAACGAAAUGCCAAUUAAUAUUAGAGCAUGCAAAUACUAUGUUACACAACAUAAAACAUUCCAUUGUGCUUCUACAAAUCGCCAAAAAUACAGCACACCCCGUGAACGGAGUGUACCAAGCGAGAUCCGAGUCAUCUGGUUUAAACAGUGCUUUAUCAAAUAAUGGUUCAGAAACAUGCGCCAUUCCGGGGGAAGCUAAUGUUCAGCAAGGCAUCGAAUUGGGAUCGGAAUGUUUGGAGGCGAGGCGUCACAAUAGCCUUGUUGGCAGCGUUACCUCAACGACACUAGCGGUACCUGAAAUGUCCUACUCGAGUUCGGAGGGCGAAGACGACUUUUACGACGCCAACGAUUCUCCGUUUACGCCUGGAAGCCAAGUGCCAACACCUACGGGCACACGUCCGUUUAACAGUGAGGAUUUAUUAUCUAGACCAGUGGCAGCUCCGGUCCCGAAUGCAAUACAAGGCAACCAAAUUCGACGUGGCACGCUGAGAAAGACGGGCUCGUUGGAACACAUCGAUUAUGAUUCUCUUUAUGACGACGAAGAGGAACUUGACGUGGAAAUGGAUAGUCAAGGCUCUGUUAUACGACAUUUACUGUCGCAAGUGAAGAUAGGUAUGGACCUCACCAAAGUAGUACUGCCCACAUUUAUCUUAGAGCGGCGAUCUUUGUUAGAAAUGUACGCGGACUACUUUGCGCAUCCAGAUAUAUUCAUUAGUAUAGCAGAUUUUAACACACCACGUGACAGAAUGAUCCAAGUUGUGAGAUGGUAUCUCUCUUCCUAUCAUGCCGGGCGGAAGAGUUCUGUUGCCAAAAAGCCAUAUAAUCCUGUACUCGGAGAAACAUUUAGUUGCCAUUGGGAACUGCCUCCUACGUCGCCAAGGUCACAGCACAAUGAACAAUUAGUAAGCGAUGGUCCUGUGCCGUGGGCUAGUCGCGAUCAACUAACGUUUAUAGCCGAACAAGUUUCACAUCACCCUCCAAUUUCAGCGUUUUAUGCAGAACAUUAUAAUAAAAGAAUUAGUUUUAAUGCACACAUCUAUACAAAAUCGAAAUUUUUGGGAUUAUCCGUCUGCGUGUAUAACAUUGGCCAAGGUGUAGUUUCUGUAUUAGAUUACGAUGAGGAAUACUUCGUAACUUUUCCUAGCGGUUACGGAAGAUCCAUCUUAACCAUUCCAUGGAUCGAAUUGGGAGGGAGCGUCAGUAUUACUUGUCCCAAAACUGGAUACUACAGCAAUGUGGAAUUUUUAACUAAACCUUUCUAUGGGAAUAAAAAACACAAAAUAACUGCAGAAGUUUUUGGGCCUGACGAAAGGAGGCCGUUCGUUAGUAUAUCUGGAGAAUGGAAUGGUGUAAUGGAAGCGAAAUGGUCAGACAAGGAGAAACCGGAAGAGUUUGUCAACGUAAACAAUUUGUCAAUAAUUAAGAAACAAAUUCGGCCUAUAAAUGAGCAGACAGACAAUGAAAGUCGGAAAUUAUGGAAGGAAGUAACGAGGGCACUCAAAUUUAAUGAUAUUGAUAAGGCGACUACUGCUAAAUUUCAAGUGGAACAAAGGCAGAGGGACGAAGCGAGGGAGCGUAAGAUGAAUAACACUGAAUGGGAAACAAAGCUAUUCCAAAAGCACCAAGAGGAUCGGUGGUUGUACAUGAGGCCGUUGCGCUCCAGGAUAUUAUAAGCAUCGAAAAAUCUAUUCUUAUGAAUUGACUAACUUGUUCUUUCUGAACUGAUAAGUUACUGUAUUCCUUCCCCGUUUAACAGUAACUCCAGAUUUACUACUGUGAUAUGAAAAGUGUACGUAGAUAUGUAUGUAUAAAAAUAAUUUUGUAUUAUUUGGGCUGCCGACGCAGUGCCGCAUUAAGUAUUUCAUUCAUAUAAUUUAUAAAUUCUAAUUUUUUUCUUUUUUGUUAUGCAUCGCAAAACAAUUUUGCCUCAUUUAAUUAAGUGUACAAAUUCGUUUUUAUAAAAAUGGAACUUUGUUUCUUUCCUUGACGUUUCAUGCAAAGGUGAGGAAGAUGUUCUAGAAUGCCAGUACAAUCAUGGACGACCGCGUGUGAAAUAAUAAGUGUAAACCUUCCAAACGUUCUUAUAGAUAUUUAACAUAUCAAUUUGUUGCAAGCAUUUCCAAUUGUAAAAUAAAUUUGUUUUUAAUAUA
Molecule: messenger RNA, 2743 nt
Organism: Photinus pyralis (common eastern firefly)
Lineage: Eukaryota; Metazoa; Arthropoda; Insecta; Coleoptera; Lampyridae
Product: oxysterol-binding protein-related protein 9
Exons: 15
Coding region: 140-2266 (708 amino acids)
Cellular component (GO): membrane; intracellular membrane-bounded organelle; cytosol
Molecular function (GO): sterol binding
Source: RefSeq, a predicted model, not a curated record